Molecule: messenger RNA, 1863 nt
Organism: Mirounga angustirostris (Northern elephant seal)
Lineage: Eukaryota; Metazoa; Chordata; Mammalia; Carnivora; Phocidae
Gene: ASB10
Product: ankyrin repeat and SOCS box containing 10
Exons: 6
Coding region: 145-1542 (465 amino acids)
Biological process (GO): intracellular signal transduction
Molecular function (GO): protein binding
Source: RefSeq, a predicted model, not a curated record
AACCGCGUGGCCGGGUCAGGCUCCACUCAGGGACACAGAGACCCUCUCCCGCCCUCUGUCCCUGUUCCCCUCCUCUUCUUCCUCUCUCUGCCUCUGACCCCUCCUUCUCCCACUCCUCUUCCCACAUGCUCGUACUCUGUCCUCAUGAGCUGGUCCCCAGAAGAAUGCAGGGAGCAGGGAGAACCCCCCAGUGACAGACACGCCCUCUGUGCCAGGCUGGUGGAGAAGCCCAACAGAGGGUCUGCCGAGCACCCAGAGUCUGGCCCGGGACCCAUCGUCACCCGGACGGCCUCGGGACCUGCCCUGGCCUUCUGGCAGGCCGUGCUGGCCGGGGACGUGGGCUCUGUCUCCCACAUCCUCGCCGAUUCCAGCACUGGCCUGACUCCGGAUUCCAUCUUUGAUACCAGCGACCCAGAGCGAUGGAGGGAUUUCCGCUUCAACAUCCGCGCUCUGAGACUCUGGUCUCUGACGUACGAAGAGGAGCUGACCACCCCGCUGCAUGUGGCCGCCAGCCGGGGCCACACGGAAGUUCUGCAGCUGCUGCUGAGGCGGCGAGCAAGGCCUGACAGCGCCCCUGGGGGCCGCACCGCCCUGCACGAAGCCUGUGCCGCGGGCCACGCUGCCUGUGUCCACGCGCUGCUGGUGGCUGGAGCCGACCCCAGCAUCCCCGACCAGGAUGGAAAACUCCCCUUGCACCUCUGCCAGGGGGCCGGCACCCUUGAGUGUGCGGAGCUGCUCCUGAGGUUUGGGGCGAAAGUGGAUGGUCGGUCUGAGGAGGAGGAGGAGACCCCUUUGCAUGUGGCCGCCCGGCUGGGCCGUGUGGAGCUGGCAGACCUGCUUCUGAGACGGGGGGCAUGCCCUGAUGCCCGUAAUGCCGAAGGCUGGACCCCACUGCUGGCUGCCUGUGACAUCCGCUGCACGUCCCCCGCCGACGCUGAGGCCACCACCGCCAGCUGCCUCCAGCUCUGCUCUCUGUUGCUCUCAGCCGGAGCCGAUGCGGAUGCUGCUGACCAGGACAAGCGACGGCCCCUGCACCUGGCCUGUCGCCGCGGCCACGCGGCCGUCGUGGAGCUGCUCCUAUCCUGCGGCGUCUGCACCAAUGCCAUGGACUAUGGGGGACACACGGCCCUGCACUAUGCUCUGCAGGGCCCAGCUGCGGCCCUGGCCCAGAGCCCAGAGCACACGGUGCGAGCUUUGCUCAACCACGGUGCUGUCCGCGUCUGGCCUGGGGCCCUCCCCAAGGUGCUGGAGCGCUGGUGUGAGUCUCCGAGGACCAUUGAGGUCCUGAUGAACACCUACAGUAUCAUGCAGCUUCCCGAGGAGGCCGUGGCCCUGGUGCCUCCUGAAAUACUGCAGAAGCACCACCGUUUCUAUUCCUCCCUUUUCGCCUUGGUGAGGCAGCCCAGAUCGCUGCAGCAUCUGAGCCGAUGUGCGCUCCGUGCCCACCUGGCCGCCUGCCUGCCCCACGCCCUGCCCCGCCUUCCCCUGCCAUCCCGCCUGCUCCGCUACCUGCAGCUGGAUUUUGAGGACGUGCUCUACUAGAUGUCUGUCCACUGCCUUUUGAGAGACCUGAAAGCAGAUGCCCCAGGGGGCUCCAGUCUGCGGCUCUCCGCACCUCCAACCCAGGACUGAGCUGAACUGAUUCGGGCCGAGGUGGCUCUGUCAGCAGGAGGUCCAGCUCCUCGGGCAGAUGUGGAUGCUGCCAUCCCCACCCAGGAGAGAGAGACAGACCAUUCAGCCAGGUGAUGUCUAACAGAGAGACAACUGGCACUCAUGGCAAGUGAGGCACUCCUCUUGGUGGUCUGAGGCACCCCUCCAGCCCAUCCGAUCCCUGUAUGAGCAUUAAAAAUCUGCAGGCCUGUG